Molecule: messenger RNA, 1108 nt
Organism: Acomys russatus (golden spiny mouse)
Lineage: Eukaryota; Metazoa; Chordata; Mammalia; Rodentia; Muridae
Gene: Arl6
Product: ADP ribosylation factor like GTPase 6
Exons: 8
Coding region: 313-873 (186 amino acids)
Biological process (GO): protein localization to cilium; vesicle-mediated transport; cilium assembly
Cellular component (GO): cytoplasm; axoneme
Molecular function (GO): GTP binding; GTPase activity
Source: RefSeq, a predicted model, not a curated record
CGCCCGAGGAGGCGUGGCUUUGGGACCGGAAGACGCUCCUGUUACCAAGGGAACGCCGCGCGCCUUGGACCCUGCUUAAACACUGAUGCUCUCAUCCGGGCCGAAACCACUGACUCCCCCAAUUUGUAGAAGAGGCUGCGCUUGGGACAAGGGAUCCUUCCUACGGAGGCAUAGAGAAGAAGGCUGAGCCUCCCGGCGAAGAUCCCACCGCGGAAACGGGUGCCAGAGUGCGUCCAUUCCUGUUCUUGUCAGCCCCGUGGCCCUUGGAUUGCCCUCAAAGAUAAGUUGCUUUGUAAAUAUUUAAGUUGCAUUAUGGGAUUGCUGGACAGACUUUCAGGUUUACUUGGCCUGAGGAAGAAGGAGGUUCAUGUUUUAUGCCUCGGUCUGGAUAAUAGUGGGAAAACAACAAUCAUUAACAAACUGAAACCUUCAAAUGCUCAAUCUCAAGAUAUAGUUCCAACCAUAGGAUUCAGCAUAGAGAAGUUCAAGUCCUCCAGUUUGUCUUUUACAGUGUUUGACAUGUCAGGUCAAGGAAGGUACAGGAAUCUCUGGGAACACUAUUAUAAAGAUGGUCAAGCCAUUAUUUUUGUCAUCGAUAGUAGUGAUAAAUUGAGAAUGGUUGUGGCCAAAGAAGAGCUUGAUACCCUUCUAAAUCACCCAGACAUUAAGCAUCGCCGAAUUCCAAUCUUGUUCUUUGCAAACAAAAUGGAUCUUAGAGAUGCAGUGACGUCUGUGAAAGUGUCUCAGUUGCUGUGUUUAGAGAACAUCAAAGACAAGCCAUGGCAUAUUUGUGCUAGUGAUGCCAUCAAAGGAGAAGGAUUGCAGGAAGGUGUGGACUGGCUUCAAGAUCAGAUCCAAGCUGUGAAGACGUGAAAAGAUAGUCUCUGGAAACCUCCAAGAUUUUCAAUUAAAGGAGUCUAUGUAAAGCAUACUGGAUAAUCUCAAAUUUAUUUUCAAGGAUUUAUGCAACCAAGAAUAUUUUUCAAAUAUUCUGCUUGCUUUUGUGGACUCUGGAAGAACUUUGUAAGGAUUUAGGACUUGAGCCAUUGUUAGUCUGGCCAUAACUAUAUGAAGUCUAACAUUCCCUCAGAACUCCUUAGCUCCAGUU